This is a messenger RNA of Tachysurus fulvidraco (yellow catfish), 1293 nucleotides long. RefSeq lists its product as uncharacterized. The record is from RefSeq and is a predicted model, not a curated record. Bases 168 to 914 code for a protein of 248 amino acids. NCBI's taxonomy places the organism in Eukaryota, Metazoa, Chordata, Actinopteri, Siluriformes, Bagridae. The transcript has 12 exons.
UGUUUUGUUUGCUUUCUCCUCGUCACUUUUCAUUUCAUCCUCUCCGCAUCACUAUGUAAGUGUGUGUUUGUGAGUGUGCCUCUGUAUGAAGGUGUGAGCGCGAAUCUUGGAACUUUACACAGGGAUCGAGAAAGACAGAGUCUAAAGACAUUAAAGUCAAUCUGACCAUGGCCCUGAAAAACAAUUCAACAGACAUUAAAGUCAAUCUGACCAUGGCCCUGAAAAACAAUUCAACAGGUUCUAGUCCAGACUGGCUGUUGUAUGUGGUUCCUUCUAUAGCCUUUGUAGUUGGAUUGAUACUGUUCUCACAGAUCUACAGAACACAACGUCGCAGAGAGAAAGCACUUCAGCGAGUUGCUGCACUGAAGAACAUCAUGAGCACCACCUCAGCUGGACACACUUACACAAGGUACACAAGACAAGGACCCUUAGGAGCAGAGAAUAAGGACUCAAGCAAACUGCAGAACUCGAGCGGAACCAAAGGAAACCUUAAAAAACAAGAGGCCCAGUCUUAUGAGAACGUCACAACGAUAAUCUACAGUAAUGAUGAUAAUGUCAACUACUGUGUCCGUAAGGAUGAAGAUUAUAUCACUCCUGAUGCAGGUGAAGUGACAGAAACCGAAAAAUCCAUUUACCUUCAACCGCUUCAGAACCUUACAGAGACCGACGGAGAGUCAUAUGAAAACAUGGUAGGGUGUGUGUACGCUCAUCCUCGCACACCAACAUUAAAGAAUGUACUCAACGUCGAGGAUGAUGAUUAUAUUAAUCCUGAUGGUGAGAAUAAACAAAACCUGGAGCAUACAGACACAGAAUCUUAUGAGAACAUGGACAGUUUGGCGUGUCCUAAGACCAACACACACACUGGGGAGGAAGGCUGGUAUGAGUGUAUGGACAGAAGACAGAUACAGAGUUAAAACACAGACUGCAUCACGAUGAUCAUGCUUAUAAAUAUCAGCACCUUCAGGAACCUGUUCUGUGGUGUGGAGUAAACAGAGAGACGGCUGAGGAGCACAAGUGCAGAUGUCACUACAAACUCCAGAAUCUCCUCAUUUAGAAAGUGUGUGAAGACAAAAUGCUGCCCUCUACUGGCGUGAUGCAAGAUGAAUACAAUAUUUUCCCUCUGUUCAGUUAGAAUCUCCUGAAGGAAAUGUCCCAGUUCUGUUUGUGGACCGUGGACCAUGGACACACAGACACACAGACACACACACACACACACACACACACACACACACACACACACACACACACAGACACACACACACACACACACACACACACACACACACACACACA